AUGAGCUUCAAUGAUCUAGAAAGUGGUGGUGUACAGCUCUCACGAGCUAGCAACAGUCCGGGCGUAUCUAAUGAAUUCACACAGCUGAAAGAUAAGCUUAGUAUUAGUAUAUUCAAAAUAAACGGGAAUAUACAAGGUAUUAAUCGCAUAGUCACCGUUCUAGGUACAACGAAAGAACAAGGCGACUCUAGGGAUAGGCUGCAUGAAUUACUAGAAUCUACUAGAGUCAUAGUAAAAAAUACGAGCGAAGACGUCCGUAGGUUGACGACAUGGGAUCAAGCCGGUGAUAAGCCAGACGUCGUUAGCAACACACAAGCAAAGAUAAACCGUGAGUUUAGUCUAGCUAUACAAUCAUUCCAGAGGGUGCAAAAGGAAGCUGCCGAGCGUACCAAGAUAUCAACCGAGAGAGAACUCCAGCGCGUUAGCAAUCAGCAGCAGACAGUUUCUAGAAAUCAAGAUGAGGUGCUAUACAACCAUCAAGAUCAAUUUCAACUUGAGGAGGAAAACGCAAUUCCACAGGAACAGCUACAGCAGCAGGUACAGCAGCCACGGAGAAUGACAGACGCAGAAAGGCGCUACCAGGAAGGACUCAUAGAGGAGCGCGAUAAUGAGAUUAGAGAUAUUGAAACAGGUAUACAAGAAUUAAACGACAUAUUUAGGGAUCUGGGUAACAUAGUAGUAGAGCAAGGGGGUAUGCUGGACAACAUCGAGUCAAACGUCUACUCUAUCGCUAGCGAUACCAACCGAGCUAAUCAACAGCUCGUUUCGGCUCAUGAAUACCAACGCAAAGCGGGAAAGAGAGCGUUCUGCUUAUUGAUUAUAUUAGUUAUAGUCGUAUUGAUUGUAGUCUUAGUAUUAAUUUUAUAA
This is a messenger RNA of Wallemia mellicola CBS 633.66, 867 nucleotides long. RefSeq names its product t-SNARE. Gene Ontology annotation, biological process: Golgi to vacuole transport; vesicle fusion; intracellular protein transport. Gene Ontology annotation, cellular component: SNARE complex; endomembrane system; membrane. The transcript is spliced from 4 exons. NCBI's taxonomy places the organism in Eukaryota, Fungi, Basidiomycota, Wallemiomycetes, Wallemiales, Wallemiaceae. Gene Ontology annotation, molecular function: SNARE binding; SNAP receptor activity. Bases 1 to 867 code for a protein of 288 amino acids. The record is from RefSeq and is a predicted model, not a curated record.